Molecule: messenger RNA, 8074 nt
Organism: Gymnodraco acuticeps
Lineage: Eukaryota; Metazoa; Chordata; Actinopteri; Perciformes; Bathydraconidae
Product: meiosis regulator and mRNA stability factor 1
Exons: 27
Coding region: 180-5570 (1796 amino acids)
Biological process (GO): post-transcriptional gene silencing
Cellular component (GO): cytoplasm; peroxisome
Molecular function (GO): mRNA base-pairing post-transcriptional repressor activity; RNA nuclease activity; CCR4-NOT complex binding
Source: RefSeq, a predicted model, not a curated record
AUUUUCGACAGCUGUGCAUGCUUUCCGGCAGAAGAAGGUUACAAAAAGGUGCGCGUUUGUUGGGACUCAGACUCAGAUGUGGAAACAGUGCUGAGGGGGAGAUGCGAAGACGAGCUCUUCUCAGGAAAGCAUGAGAGCGAAGAGAGGUGAAAGUAUGGUGAAAGACCUCUCUGGGUUGUAUGAUGGAAGGACUGAGAAAGGAAAUAUCAAUAUGCAGCUCUAGGCCCUUCCCAUGGCUUGGUCCCCCCAAAACAGAGUCCUCAACCCCGCUAUGGAAACUCAAAGACUGCUUCCCAUCCAGUGAGACAACCCCUGCUCAGCAAACAGAUAAAGAAAACAAUUACAUGGACAGCAGAAAGGCUGUGCUGGAACUGAAAGAUGUCCCUCCUCCUCCUCCGCACCAUUCUUCCUCCUCCCAAUCAUCCCAGCCCUUCCCUAUGGCCCCCUUCCCCAUGCCUCCUCCCUGCUUGCUGCCUCCUCAGCUUACACACAACUCCCUCCAGCCACAACCGCCACCACAACAACAAGAGGGGGCUAGCCCCAAAGUAAGCAUUUACACGCACUGUGACUACUGUAGCACAGACAGCUAUGGGUUAUUGGGCGGUGGAAGUGUUGUUGGUAGCAGGAGCAGCAUGGCUGGUGUUGUCUCGCUCUAUAUGGCCCCAGGCUCUCUGGGAGCACCCAGCAGCAGCUCUGGCCCUGUCUGUUCUGUUUCCUCAUCUGUUCAUCAGUAUAAACAUCACAUGAGCUGCAGAGCUGAUGCUCUUGACCCUUUGCACACUCUUGGUUACAAACCUCAGAUGUCUUCUUCUGUCGCUACCUCUCAGCCGGUUUCAUCACACCCCUACCUUUCCUGCUGUUCAGGGCCUCCCCACAACUGCCCCGCUGUUCCUGUUCCAUACAGCCAGCCAAACCUGUUCCCCUCCCCAGCACCUCUGGCUUCCUCUCUCCCCUGUGUUUCCUCUCUACCUGCUCCCUUGCAUGCCUCUUGCCUGGCCUCUUCUGGCUACUACACCUGCGGGGUGGGCUGCUGCCCGUCAGCCAGAAGACCCCAGAGAAACACACUGGGUGAUCACCCAACCACCACCACCAUCACCACUACAACCACCUCUGCACACUUCUGCUCUAACCCUAUGCACCUCAAUGUAGAACGCACGGUUUGUGUGAAGGGGGCGCACUACUGCCGGGAUUGCCUGUUUAAGCCUAUGAAUGGUCUGGCGUCAGAGUCAGACGCAGUCUGGCCCAAUGUUCCUCUUCCACAGACUGCUCCUAUCCCCAUCCCUAUUUGUAAUGGCUGUGGCACCUCCUCUGAUGGCAUGAUGAUCAUGCCGUCAACCAGCCUUGGCAAGAGUGGCCUGAAGUAUGGUUCUCCAGAGAAUGGGGGCCCUGAGAACAUCCCUCCGGUGGGGGUCUUCUGGGACAUUGAGAACUGCAGCGUGCCCAGUGGACGCUCUGCUGCAGCCGUGGUGCAGCGAAUCCGCGGCCAGUUCUUCCAAGGCCACCGUGAGGCCGAAUUCAUUUGCGUCUGUGACAUCAGCAAGGAGAAUAAAGCCGUCAUCCAAGAGCUCAACAACUGCCAGGUUACUGUUGCACACAUCAACGCCACAGCCAAAAAUGCCGCGGACGACAAGCUUCGGCAGAGCCUGCGACGCUUCGCUGAGACGCACACCGCCCCCGCUACUGUCGUACUCGUAUCCUCGGAUGUAAACUUUGCAAGCGAGCUGAGUGACCUGCGCCAUCGCCACGGUUUCCAGGUUGUCCUGGUCCACGGCAACCAUGCAUCUCCAGCGCUGCUGCAGCAUGCCAACCGCCACGUGGCCUUCCAGGAGAUCACGGCAGAUCUGCCUCCACGUAUGCUUGUCAAAGCACAGCCCAGUUUCAACCUCCUCUAUGUGCACAACCUCCCUGAGAACUGUGAUAAGAGCCUGCGGAACGCCGUGAAGCUCAGGCUGCGCCGCCUCUCAGACAACUGUGGCGGCAAGGUGCUGGGCGUGUCCCAGGGCACAGCUGUCCUCCGUUUCGGCAGCAAUGAGGCAGCGGCGCGUGCCCGCAAGCGAAUGGAGAAUGAGGAUGUGUUUGGCCGCAGUAUCAGCCUCUCCUUCUCCCCGCGGCCCAGAAACGAUGCAAGUCCCGAGCCUGAGCUUCAGUCUCAGCCCCAUCAAUUGCCACAGCCUAUGACUCUUCCCCACACCAAUCACAGCCAGGAUUCAAUGUUUGCCCCGCCCCCAUCCAUAUCCUCCUUCUCCUUCCUACCCCUGGAGAAGCCAAGGUCACCCAGGAGGCCACGGCGAGCGACCCGCCCGGGCAACGCCCCUGGCCCAGAGCCUGAAAGGCCCUACAGCCCCAGGAGGGGGUGUAGUGGGCCCCCCGGUGGUGCUCCAGCCAAGCCCCAUCAGGAGCUAGGGAUUGUGAAGGGUUUCCACACCCUGGAGAAAGGACAAGCUGCUUCCUCCUCCCCCCACAGCAACGAAGAGACCUCCCUGCAGAUGCUGCCAAAUCCUGGCCUCAUUGGAGAAUCCAUGUACAGGAGAAGUGGGGCUGAGUCCCCUAUAGACCAAGGGGACAGGAGCUCAGGGGACUUCCAGAUCAGCACACCCUCAGCCUUCAGCAAGUUGAACCUGCAUAGGAGCUUCAGCCCCCUCAUCCUGUCCCAGGGCUCCUGGUCGUCAAGGAGUGCGUCGCCCUGCCUGUCCAGCCGCUCCUCCCCCCUCCUCACUGCCCCUCGCAGCCCGUGCCCUGAAGGGGCUCCUGAGCCGUUCUCAGACGGGGCAGACGUGCAGGUGGCCAACCUGGACUACAGAAUGUCCCGCAAAGAACUGCAGCAGACACUGCAUGACACUUUCACCCGUUACGGGCGGGUGAAAGCUGUGGAGCUCAGCCCGCACACAGACUAUCAGCUGAAGGCCACAGUCCAGAUGUUGUCCCUGCAGCUGGCCAUCAGUGCCAUCAGCGGCCUGCACCGCUAUAAGAUCGGAGGCAAGCGCAUUCAGGUGUCUCUGGUCACCGGGGGCGGCAACAAAUCCCUCGCUAUGCUCAGCACAGAGAUCAUCCACAUUCUUCAGGAUGCACCUGCCAAUUGCCUUCCCCUCUUCAAGUUUACAGAGAUCUAUGAGAAAAAAUAUUCCCGUAAGCUUGUGGUGGGGGACCUGUACAGGCUGCCUGAGGUGGUGGCAGUGCGGGAGCAGGGAGGCUCCAGGCUCGUGUGCCUGCUGCCCAGCAGCCAGAUCCGUCAGAGUCCUUUGGGGUCCUCCCUGUCCCAGGAGGCCUCCUCCUCAGCCAGCGGCAGCCCCGUGGUGUUCGAGGAGCUCGAGUACCAUGAACCCGUCUGCAGAGACCACUACACACAGAGGGACUUCAGUGAAGCUGACUUUGACCCUGACUCCUAUAAAAUACCCUUCGUUGUGAUGUCUCUAAACACCUUGGCCUCCGAGGUCCACAGUCUGCUGCAGUCACAUGAGGGAACUCUUCCAUUACUCAGUUUUCCAGACUGCUAUGCAUCAACGUUCAGCCCUCUGCAGCUGGGCACUGAGAGUCUGCAGGACGGUGUUCCUCUAGAGCACCUCAUUACAUGUGUUCCCAGUAUUACUAUCGUCACAGCUCAGAACGGCUUCAAAGUUAUCAAGUGGAUCCACAACAAACCGCCAGCACCAAACUCCGAGCCAUGGAUUCAGCGCUGCAAGAGUCCAGUUGGAAACCCACAGCUCAUCCAAUUCAGCCGAGAGAUUAUCGACCUGUUAAAGAGUCAGCCUUCCUGCUUCAUGCCCAUGAGCAAGUUCAUACCCUCCUACCACCAUCACUUUGCCAAGCAGUGCCGUGUCUCCGACUACGGCUACUCCAAACUGCUGGAGCUCCUGGAGGCCGUGCCACACGUCCUGCAGAUUUUGGGAAUGGGCACCAAGCGUUUACUGACUCUGACUCAUCGGGCUCAAGUGAAGCGCUUCACCCAGGACCUGCUCAAACUGCUUAAAUUUCAAGCCAGCAAACAAGUGGCAAUCAAGGACUUCAUGCAAGCAUACCAUUGGUGCUUCUCUAGAGACUGGAGGGUAGUUGACUACGGCAUAUGUGACCUGAUUGACCUGCUGACGGAGAUCCCCGACACCACCAUCACCAUCGCACAUCAGGACACGGACACCAUCAUCUCUGUUCCCAAGAGAGAGCGUACGAUGGAGGAAAUGGACCACACUAAGCAGUUUGGAAAGGAGGUGGUGGACCUCCUCCGUCACCAGCCUCACUGCCGGAUGGCCUUCAGUAAGUUCAUCCCCACCUACCACCAUCACUUCGGCCGUCAGUGCAAGCUCAGCUACUACGGCUUCACCAAACUGAUUGAACUCUUCGAGGCGAUCCCCAACAUUCUGAUGGUGUUGGAGUGUGGAGAGGAGAAAGUGCUGACUCUGACAGAAGUGGAGCGCAUCAAGGCUCUGGCGGCGCAGCUGGUGAAGCUGCUGCGGGCUCAGAAGAACUCCAGCCUUCCUGUCAGCCAGCUGCUCACCGAGUACAGCAAGACCUUCGGAUACGGCCUCCGCCUGCAGGACUACGACGCCAGCUCCCUGCCCGCUCUGCUCACCAAACUCUGCCAUGUUGUCAAGGUGGUGGAUGGCUCUGCGGGUCGGGAGGUCCAGCUCAUCAACAGGAAGUCUCUGCGCUCGCUCACUUCCCAGCUGUUGUCUCUGCUCAUGUCCCAAGAGGAGGAGCAGGUCAGCUGGGGGCUCGGGGUGGAGGAGUUGAGUCAGCACUACCUGACUGCCCACGGAGCCACGCUCAACCCUUGUGAAUACGGCUUCCUGUCUCUCAGCGAGCUGCUCAAGAGCCUGCCUUACUUGGUGGAGUUGUACAUUGAAGAGAGUGAUGACGCCGACCAAGCCCCCAGUGGUGUUUGUGGUGAGGAGCGGGUGAGGCUGACCCGGCUGUACCAGUUCGCCCGUAACGUCCGCAGCCUGCUCCACACCUACCACUACAACCAGAUCUUCCUCACUGAGUUCCAGGGGGCUUACAACAAAUUCACAUGCCGCAUCCUCGAACCACGCUCCUAUGGAUACAUGGGUAUCGACGAGCUGCUCAGCGCCAUUCCACAGGUGGUCUGGAUCAAAGGGCACGGUCACAAGAGGAUUAUCGUUAUGAAGAACGAUAUGAAAGUAAGGGCAAGCUAUUCAGUUCCCAGCAGUCCGCAGCUAGGAGAGCCCACGGAGAGCCCGAGAGAGAGCCCGAGAGAGAGCCCGAGAGAGAGCCCCAUGACCAACGCUACGUCAGGAGCCCAGAGUCCAGGCUGCGAUGUAGUGUCAGAGUCGGAGCUGCUGGGUCUGACCCCCCCCCUGGACCUGCUCUGUGGUCCGUUCCCCUCCUGCCUGCCCUCCCCUCAGCUCCACCCAGACCCCGUCCUCCAAGAGAUGGACCUCAUUCACUUUGAGGAGAAAACUCCACCACCAGAGAGCGGGGAACCUGCAGCUGUAGCCGACUCUGCAGUCUCCAAACCAGACAGGAAGCCCCCCUUGUCCACGGACAGUCCCGGCAGGAGAGCCACGCGCAGCAGAAUCAAACUCGCUGCCAACUUCUCCUUCACGGCAGGCCUCUGAUCCUCUACACACACAGCAAUACUAGUUCACACAGUGUAACUCUAAAUCAAAGAGUUGAGCGGCGACACUGAACACACCACACAGACCAGGAGCGUUAGUUCUUAACCGGCUGCUUUCUUCUUAUAUCUCCUCAUCGGCCAUCUUUGUUUUCUUCCGUUUGCUAAUUUCACAAUUGGUUCCGUGAUUCUGAGCGUGUUCGUCAUGCUGUGACUUUCUUCUUGCAGACUUUCUGCAGUUCUUUUAUUUGCCAAAUGAACCUACUGUAACAUCUUGAUUCCGAGGGAAGUCUAAUUUUCUGUGUGGAUCUAAAGUUCAGCGCCACGUUGUUUCAACUCGCUGGCUUACAAUGAAAACAGUCUAAAUAUGAGUUGCCACUGCAUACAGAGUAUGCGAUAAUGGGAGAAAUGCUAGGGAUAAAUGACUACGUUUUCUAUGUUGAAUCCAACUAAUGUAGUUUUAUAAAAUUACAGAAGAGAUUAUUGGUUCAAGCGGCAUCUCAAGAAACCUUCAUUUAUACAUCCUUGCUGGAUCCCCUAAGACGGAGCAUUUAAUUUAUUCAUUUUUAAACUCCUUUCAAAUGUUGUGACUCUUUGCUUUUUAGGUAACUGUAGACAUGUCAACAAAAUGGCUGCUGAGCACCAGCGUACUCUUGGGUAAAGUCUCCAAAUGGGUAGCUUCUCUGAGGUAUCUUCUCGUCUUUGUUAGGUAGCCUCAGGACAGCAUUUUCAGUUCCUUUUUAUAAAUGCAGAGUAUGUAUUAGUCUGUGGGAGAGUGUUGCCCAAGUGUGUGGUGUAUUUUGAUGACAUUAGUGUUAACUAUUCAGAAUGUGGCUUUCCUUAACGGAAGCCAUCCGUUUUUGAACGGUUUACAGCGAGGUUUUGAUUGAUAUUGCGACUUAAAAUCUCAGGAAUUUUUAUUCUUGUCGUAUUUGACCUUAUUUAUUGCAAAGAUUUUGGCUCUUCUCUGCAAGUCCUUUUCUGAAGACCUGAAAGGGGGGGGGAGAAAGUGGCUCUCUAAUACUCCGGGGGUCCAGAUGUGUGCUGAGGCGGCAGGAACUGAGAUGUAGAACUUUAGCCAGCAGUUGUGUUCUUUUAGCUGCAGUUUGUCUGUGGGGUUUACACCGGAGUAGGUGGUGUGAAAUAUGCAUGGUGUGCAUAAAUGAGUUUAUGCAUGGUGUAAGCCCGGGAGGAGCAGGCGAAUGCCAUUUCUUUUACAUCAGACUUUUAUUUCCACCGUGUCUCGGAGAGUCGGUCUCACCCCCUGCCACAAAACGCUCAAGGUUCUCGAACCUUGUUGCUGGUCAGUCUGUGGGGACGUGGACUGCCUGAGGAAGAGUUCAGGGGAGCGGAGAGCACUCCCGAGUUUUUGAUUUUUAACGACGAGGUGAUUGGUUGUGAGAUAUUAGAUUGGCGCGGUGGGCUGUUUUGAGGAGCACCACGGGGGCUCUGGGCGGCCUCCUGAAGAGACGACGUGCACACAGAGGACCCUCUGCGGCUCUCUGGAAUCUGCCGGGCUUUUACAAUGGCUUGUAUUUGCCGCGGUGCCAAAGGAAUCCCCAUCGCCUAUCUCCCCCUCAGGCCCCUGCAUCUCGCAACGUUUUCACUUACCGAUGUGUGUUGGUUUCUCAGUUUUUCCUCAAGUGUUUACAAGACUGCUGGAUGCCCUAUUGCCACCAAAAAUGUUGGAUGCUGUGAAGUGAAGCCCGACCGCUGAAGUCUAAAGGUUGUUUGUGUUCGGAGGAAAGGUUAAACAAAAUGGGGAAUAGCCCAUUUAAUCAGUUUCUGUCCAGUUUCAGUGUUCACCUCUUUAGCCAGUGUUAAUCAUUUAGUUUGUCAGACUUAAUUUUGACUUGAAGCCUUUUUAAAUCUGAGAUUUCCACCUGCUGACUCGCCAAAAUGUCAAACACAAAUGUUUUUAAAUCAGCGCCGGUCGGGAUCUCAACUGCAUUGUUUUACUGACUGUCUGGAAACCUCUUUACAUUACGGAACAAGCAGAGUAGAUAAUAGUAGUUAAUUAUUUCAAAUUGUUAUUGUCCAAAAGGGGCUGAAAAUGCUCAACGAGAAAUGUCUAGAUUUAAUUAAGCAGCAAGGAUGUCUUUUAUGACUUGAGCAAACCCUAGCUCUCCCUCAGUACUGCAGUGGCACCUUUCUCAUUUUAAUAACUUCUGUUUAGCUUUCCCUAUCCUCUCUUUUCGUCACACCAGUGAAACGCUAUUGUACCUGUGAAAAUAUGCACUUUUGCAUAGUUUUGCUUCAUGAAAUACUGUGAAAUUAGCUAUUGUUUUUGUGUCUUACCUUGACCUUAGUAUUCUGUUUCAUGUUGCACUACAACAAAAUGUCCUUUAUUCAGCAGUGUCUUUAAAACUCCUGCCUUGUGAUUAUUUUGUUUACUUCCACCCCCCCCCUCAUUAUACUGCCUCACUGCACCAGAAGUCGCUGUGAAAGUCUAACGUUGUUAUAAAGGGACCAAAAAAAGAUUUCUGUUAAUAAAUUUCACAAGCAUCA